Haliotis rubra (blacklip abalone) is the source of this 1950-nucleotide messenger RNA. RefSeq lists its product as uncharacterized. NCBI's taxonomy places the organism in Eukaryota, Metazoa, Mollusca, Gastropoda, Lepetellida, Haliotidae. The record is from RefSeq and is a predicted model, not a curated record. The transcript is spliced from 6 exons. Bases 161 to 772 code for a protein of 203 amino acids.
CAUAGCAACGCUAACUCGCGCACUGUGGACCUGGUGCUCACUGAUAUUGCGAAAUAUCCUAAAGCCAGUAUAUAUACAGAAGCGCUGUACUUCAUCAUUAGCAUUGUAGCUUUUCGGUGAAAGGAUCCCACGAGAAACGUAACGAAGACACCAUAAUUCCAUGAUGUUUGUGAAAAGUAGACACAGUAAUGCAAAUGGAAUUAUCUCGGCGCUUGUUCUUGCCUGCGGCAUAACACUGUGUGUUCUGAUUGCUGUGUUGUUGAAGAGAGAGAUUGAAAUCUUUAACGACGUACUAAGUCAGAUCGAUGGAACCUACAUCGAGCCAUCAUUCGCCUCCAUACCAGUCUGGCUUCUCGGCUUCGCAUUUAUUGUCCCUGGUCUGCUGGGAACGAUUUCAGCAUUCGCCCGAUUCAAAUGUUUGUACAUCGUACACAUGGUGUUUUCAAUCCUCACUCUCCUCAUCAUGGGCAUCUUCCUCAUCAUCGGCAUCAUCGCUAUUGGGGCCCUGGUUUCCACACCUCCACCAUCCUGUGUGCAACAAGGAAACAUCUGCACUUGCUCCAAUUCGUACUCUACGGGGUCAGAGAUCAAGUUUGACUGUGAUUUGAUGACAAGCGUACGCGGCUUAGGGGUCGGCACAUCGGUGAUGUUAGUUUUCGGCUGGAUCUUCACCCUCGUCAGCACCAUCUUGUCUGGCAUCCUGGCCUGCCGAAGUGAGAAUCCCCAGGGAAUGGUCAUGCAUAAUAUGCCAAGUAAAGGCUACAUACAGUAGUGAUGUCCACGUCACCAGGGUUUCCCAUAGCAGCAUGACUGAUGCAAGCAAUGCCCUAUGAAUUAUUGAUUUGUAAUACUUUAAAAUGUACUUAAUUGCAAGUCAUUAAUAUCAGCAUCGGUUUGGAAAGUAUGACAAAUUCCUAAUUUUUAUUUUAUAUGAAUAUAUUCGUAUUAUUGCUUAUUGAACAUGUACACCACAGAAACUCCAUAGAUUGACAUGACAACUUGAAAUUAAUGAAUCUCACAUAAAGAGAUAUUCCAUGCGGUUAAUCUUUCAAAUUUUAGCUUUCGUCUGCACAAAGAGAUGUAAUUAUGAAGAUGUCCUUAAUUUUUCGUACGCUCAAAGUAUGUAAAUACUUUCAUAUAUACAUACAAAAAAUACGUUCCAUAAUUGUCUAUUUGUACCAUACAGUGGACUCUGUGCCUCUUGAUACAGUAGCUACUGCCACUGAGGUAUGAUGAUUAUGAUCAUGAAUAUUAUCACUUACGUUUACGUUUCGUAUGUACACAGGCAAGCUAUGAAAUCGUUUCCACCUAUGAAGUAUAAAAAAUACCUCUCGAUCAUCAUGAACAAGGGGCCCAAAUUGUCGACGGUGAUAACACGCACGCACGCACGCACACACACCAAAACUCCUGGAGCGCUGGGGUAGCCUUGCGGUUUAGGCGUUCGCACGUCACCCCGAUGACCCGGGUUCAAUUCCCCAAAUGGGUUCAAAAGUGUGAAGCCCAUUUCUCCUGUCCCCCGCCGCGAUAUAUUUGGAAUAUUGUUAAAGCGGCGUAAAACUAACUUCACUCAAACCACCUCUCUCCAGCGUUCAGUCCGACAUUGGAGAAUGCAAGGUCUUAAUUUCACAUUUGUCAUGAGCAGGAUCCGCUAACCAUGAACAUUUGUAAUUAUGAUUAUGAUUCACACACACAAAGUUAUAACUGUCGGAGUCGCUCUCUUUUUUCAAGAAUACAUUUUUGGGAUAUAUUUUUGUCGCCUUUGUCCAAUCAGCUUUGAGUAACUGAACAACAAUUAUGUAGUAUACUGUUAUAUCUACCAUCAAGUAUCAUUUGGCAGGUAAUGCAAACGUUUCGUACAUUCCAUUGGAUUCAAUUCCAUAUUUGCCUUUGAGAACUAUUUGUUGACACAAAGUUUGAUUGUAAAUGUCUCAAUAAAAGAACACAUUUAUA